Zophobas morio is the source of this 679-nucleotide messenger RNA. RefSeq lists its product as uncharacterized. Bases 8 to 595 code for a protein of 195 amino acids. Lineage: Eukaryota; Metazoa; Arthropoda; Insecta; Coleoptera; Tenebrionidae. The record is from RefSeq and is a predicted model, not a curated record. The transcript has 5 exons.
UUCCAAAAUGAAACACUACCAACUAUUACUAAUCACCGUUUUAGCCAUCAUCAGCGAAAUUAAAGCAGACUGUGGUUGCCUAAAAUGCAGCAAAGACCUCCAAAUCGUGUCACCCCCGUACCUCCCUUAUAAAGUAAUAGUAAAGGGUAGUCCGUGCUCGGACCAACAACCCUUCCCCUAUCAACAGAUUCAACAAAUCCAACAAAUCGCGCCUUCGUACAUCCCCAUCCCCGCCCAGUCGCAAUACCAGCUCGGAUCUUAUAGCUCCGCCUGCCAGCCCAUCUUCGCCUACAAGUACAAAGUACAAGCACCACUCGUUCUCCCCCCUCCACCUCCACCACCACUCACCGGCCUGGUGGCCCGCCCUGACCGCGUCGUCAUCCAGAGACCGAACUGCCCUGUCUACACUGGUGAGGACGGUGACUGCGGCAACUUGUUGCGACCACCCUGUAGAUCCAUUUUCGAGGACGGCUACUACGGAGGGUCUGCGCCCCUGCAGCAAGUGCAAAUUCUGGGUACCGCUAAUCGUGGACCACUUUUACAACCCGUGACCGAUGACGUCUUCCAGAAGAUUUCUUGUGACUGCAGGAGUUAAACAGUGCCCGGGGGGUCAUAAAUACAAUGGAAAAAAUAGUGACUAGGCUCCCAGUUCUUUUGUUGUAAAAUUGUUGUUUAAGUC